AUGGCGAAUCUGUCCAAUGAAGACAUGUAUGCGCGAUUCCGAGAUGCUCACCAGCCUGUGAGCGAUCUGAAUUUCGCGACAUGCCGUAAGAAUCCCACCAUAGAGGAACCCGAUCCCUCCGAUGGGUACAUGGGCUUAGCUCUGCAACCCUUCAUGCACAACAUGGCCCUUCUGGAAGCUGGAGAAAGUCUUGCUAGAUACCAGGUCCGCAAUCCGUACGAUCUCUUUGCCAGCUCGCUGGAGGAGCGACUAAGGGCUUUGAUGGACAAAAAUGGUCCAGAUGUUCAGCCUGAUAUCAGCAAGGAUUCAUGUACUACGGCCUCAAUCAACUGGGCUGAUCUGAUUCGAGAAGCCAAGCAAGAUGAUUUUCAUCAACGCCCUGAUGGCAAGUACUACUUCCUGUUUAGAAAUGAGCACUACAUCAUCAUGAACAAGCACGACUACGCAGUCAUGUCGAUCCUGAAAAAGUUUCUGCACCCUUGGCCUCCUUGGCCACACCCUGAUGAUGUCGACAAGGAGAGAAUCAUCUUGACGAUGGAGCACGACAAGGCGAUUAAGUUUAAAGCAGCCCACCCAGAAGUUGGCUCUCGCCUCGACGACUAUCUGGCAAAGCUGAGAGAGCGGGACCAUCACCUUGCUGUGUACAGAAAUGCGAUCAAGGACUGGAGCAAGAUCUACUUCGGGGCGGUCUAUGAUCUUCCUGGUGAGAGUCAUGAGGCUCCACCGGCUCCGCCCAUUCAGAUCCAUGAACCUCCUCGAGCCAUUUCAGUUGAUUCGGUCAAUUCGAUUGAAUUCGACAACCGAGGUGACAUCGAGUUUGAUGACCGAGGCGAGGUCGACUCUGCACCACCCGGAAGAGAAAGCUUUGCGGACGAAUCCACGGAGAGAAUGGACUAUUCCGUCUCUGAGACUUCUCAGAGACGUUCUCGUGCCAGACAGCGCAACAAUCUCACAAACGCAAGUGAUUCUGCUAUGUCUUCUAUCACUGAUGUUAAUGGUGACGACUACGACGAGAGCGAUGACGGCGAAGAGUCUGUUGUAAGGACCCCUACUACGAUAUCACCUUGCUCUAAGCGCAGAAGAGUCACCGCGGAUUACUCGCUCUCCGUGGGUGUACGAACGCGUCUCAAUCAAACUGAGAAGGAAAAUGGGUUCUCCGUUCUUGAUUCACUGCUGAAUGAGGGUGUCUCCUGGCCAUCUAUUGCCGUUCGAUACAAUACUGAAUUCGGCACUCACCGCAGUGUGGAAUCGGUGCGAGCUGUCUGGGAUCGAUUGAGUCUCAUCCAUCAAACAAUCGAGUGUGCGACAGCUAUCCCAUCCAAGAACGAACCAUCCACACAAUAG
This is a messenger RNA of Penicillium maclennaniae, 1344 nucleotides long. RefSeq lists its product as uncharacterized. The coding region runs from base 1 to 1344 and encodes 447 amino acids. Lineage: Eukaryota; Fungi; Ascomycota; Eurotiomycetes; Eurotiales; Aspergillaceae. The record is from RefSeq and is a predicted model, not a curated record. The transcript has 2 exons.